Molecule: messenger RNA, 903 nt
Organism: Coniophora puteana RWD-64-598 SS2
Lineage: Eukaryota; Fungi; Basidiomycota; Agaricomycetes; Boletales; Coniophoraceae
Product: inosine triphosphate pyrophosphatase
Exons: 6
Coding region: 24-686 (220 amino acids)
Biological process (GO): nucleoside triphosphate catabolic process
Cellular component (GO): cytoplasm
Molecular function (GO): nucleoside triphosphate diphosphatase activity
Source: RefSeq, a predicted model, not a curated record
GGUGACUCGAGGAGUUGCUUGCGAUGGUCUUCACCAAUCAACUCGUCUUCGUAACCGGAAACGAAAACAAGUACAGGGAGGUCAAGCAGAUCCUCGAGCCCCUGGGCUUCACCAUCGUCAAGCCAGAGCACGACGUCGACGUUCCUGAGCUCCAGGGCCCUAGUGAAUUCAUCGCUAAAGAAAAAUGCCGUCGCGCUGCUGAGCAAAUCAACGGUCCCUGUAUCACAGAGGAUACAUCUCUGAAAUUCGACGCGUUAAGCACAGAAAAGUACGACCUCCCAGGGCCCUACAUCAAGUACUUCGUCGAAAACAUCAAACCACAAGGCCUCCACGACCUCCUCAAAGGCUACGGCGACCCGCCCAACAUGAAAGCAUCCGCAAUGUGCCUGUUCGCAUACAGCACAGGCCCGGGAACCGAACCCCACAUCUGCCGCGGCGCCGCAGAGGGCCACAUCGUUCCCCCGCGCAUGCGGAAGGAGGACGUCGAGGCGGGCAAGAAGCCUUUUGGAUGGGACCCCAUCUUCCAGCCCAACGAUCAGGAUCCAGAGCGGCCCGAGGAGGGAGGGGAGAAGCCUUUUCAAACGUACGGCGAGAUGAACACGGUGUUUAAGAACAAGAUCUCGCAUCGCGCCAAGGCGCUUACUAUUCUUCGAGCGAAAUUGGAGGAGCUUCGGAACGCGCAGUGAACGCUUGCGUAAGACUGCGUGGAAAGCACAUUUCGGUAGAGUUGGGGACAUGGGGCCUCCCGAUGAGUUCCCAAAGGUACUUACAGGUCAGGCCCAGCCUCGAAAGAUCGGCAACUUAUUCCAUGCCCUACGGCUAUUUUAUUGAUUUACAAGUACUACUAGGAGAACUUGUAACAUAUAGAUCGCUCACCUGCAUCCACGAUAUCGAAAAGGCGGC